CUGUUUCUGACGUUAAAAGCUAAAAAUCUAGAGACUUUUGAUAUCCCAAAAGCAAAGCUUUUUGAAAUUGAGAAAUCAAACCCCAAAACCCUAAAAAGCUGAUUCCUUUCUUUGAUUCUCACUACCAAUUCUUCCCGCCAGUUUCCUUUCCCCGAUUCAUCCUUGACACUUGCAACGCCAUGUUGCGGCCUCGCCGAUCUCUUGGGGUUUCAUCUCCGGCGAAGCAGAGGAAGAAAGCUGCUCCUAAGAAUUCCAUGGCUACGAGAGCGAAUCGAAAGCGUCUCCCUUCUUACCUCAAACCUGGCUCCGCCGUAGAAAUCAGCUCCGACGAGAUUGGAUUCCGCGGCUCGUGGUACAUGGGAAAAGUAAUCACCAUCCCAUCUUCCUCAGAUAAGGAUUCCGUUAAAUGCCAAGUCGAGUAUACGACGCUCUUCUUCGAUAAAGAGGGGACGAAGCCACUGAAGGAAGUUGUCGACAUGAGUCAGCUUCGUCCUCCGGCCCCGCCAAUGUCUGAGAUAGAGAAGAAGAAGAAGAUCGUGGUUGGGGAAGAGGUCGACGCGUUUUACAAUGACGGUUGGUGGGAAGGGGAUGUGACUGAGGUUCUGGAUGAUGGGAAAUUCAGUGUUUUCUUUAGGAGCUCUAAGGAACAGAUUCGGUUUAGGAAAGAUGAGUUACGGUUUCAUAGGGAAUGGGUUGAUGGAGCUUGGAAGCCUCCAUUAGAGGAAACAGAAGAAGAGGAAGAUGAAUCAGAGGAAGACAAAUUAGACGACUCAGAAGACGAGGAGGAUAUUUUAGCCCGAGUGGAUCUAGAAACUACCAGAGCAAUCGCGAAACAAAUGUUUUCCAGUGGCACUGUUGUCGAGGUUAGCAGCGAUGAGGAAGGUUUCCAGGGGUGUUGGUUUGCAGCUAAAGUUGUUGAACCCGUUGGCGAAGACAAAUUUCUUGUUGAGUACCGAGACUUGAGAGAAAAAGAUGGUAUAGAGCCUUUGAAAGAAGAAACCGAUUUUCUGCACAUAAGGCCGCCACCACCAAGGGAUGAGGAUAUUGAUUUUGCUGUUGGUGACAAGAUUAAUGCAUUUUACAAUGACGGCUGGUGGGUAGGUGUUGUCAUAGAUGGUAUGAAGCAUGGAACGGUUGGUAUAUAUUUUAGGCAAUCACAAGAGAAGAUGCGGUUUGGAAGGCAGGGGCUUCGUCUGCAUAAAGAUUGGGUUGACGGGACCUGGCAGCUACCACUGAAAGGAGGGAAGAUAAAGAGGGAAAAGACUGUUUCAUGUAACCGGAACGUGAGACCCAAGAAAGCAACUGAGAAGCAAGCGUUCAGCAUUGGAACUCCGAUCGAGGUUAGCCCUGAGGAAGAAGGAUUUGAAGAUUCUUGGUUUCUUGCAAAACUUAUUGAAUACAGAGGAAAGGACAAAUGCCUUGUAGAAUAUGAUAAUCUGAAAGCUGAAGAUGGGAAAGAGCCUUUGAGAGAAGAGGUUAAUGUUUCACGGAUAAGGCCUCUGCCACUAGAGAGUGUCAUGGUUAGUCCAUUUGAGAGGCAUGACAAAGUUAAUGCUUUGUAUAAUGAUGGAUGGUGGGUUGGGGUGAUUAGAAAGGUUCUUGCAAAGUCAUCUUACCUGGUUCUCUUUAAAAAUACUCAAGAGCUGCUAAAAUUUCAUCACUCUCAACUAAGGCUACAUCAGGAAUGGAUUGAUGGAAAGUGGAUAACAUCUUUUAAGUCUCAGAAGGUGUAAAUGGGCUGGAUAACUCGUCAGGAUUUUGGGAUUUCAAGUUUUGUUUUUCUUUGAGGUACUUGUAUCUCUUAGUCAGUUAGUCUUAACCCUGGUGUUCCCUUGCUAUUGUAGAUAAUUGCAGUUAUGAUGAGUGACUAAGAUGCAACAACCAGUUGAUAUUUUAUUCUUGUUCCAUGACAUAGUGCGAUUCUCAUUGCUCCUGAUUUCGGUUGAUUAUUUGAUAGACAAGUUUUUGCUGUAACACUACUUCCUUGCCUUGUUGAUUAUCCAUCCUAUUGUCAAAUAUUUUUCGAAAGAGGUAGGCCAUAUUACCUACGAAGUUUAGCAUCUUAUGAAUGUUAGGAGUGUAUGCUCUCAGUUUUGCUUGCGAAGAGGUUUCC
Messenger RNA from Arabidopsis thaliana (thale cress), 2113 nucleotides. Its product is annotated as agenet domain-containing protein. The record is from RefSeq and is marked reviewed. NCBI's taxonomy places the organism in Eukaryota, Viridiplantae, Streptophyta, Magnoliopsida, Brassicales, Brassicaceae. The transcript is spliced from 4 exons. The coding region runs from base 180 to 1733 and encodes 517 amino acids. Gene Ontology annotation, cellular component: nucleus.